Messenger RNA from Pseudonaja textilis, 4533 nucleotides. RefSeq names its product SAM and SH3 domain-containing protein 1. The record is from RefSeq and is a predicted model, not a curated record. NCBI's taxonomy places the organism in Eukaryota, Metazoa, Chordata, Lepidosauria, Squamata, Elapidae. Gene Ontology annotation, biological process: positive regulation of non-canonical NF-kappaB signal transduction; positive regulation of JUN kinase activity. Gene Ontology annotation, molecular function: mitogen-activated protein kinase kinase kinase binding.
UCCCUUGCCUCCCCGGGGAGGGAGAGCCAGGCAAAGGACGCGGCGGCGGCAUGCUGGAGAGGCUGGCCAGAAAGAUAACCGGCUAGGAAGGCUGGAGCAGCAGCGGCGGCGGCGGCCGGGCGAGAGGUUGGAGGCUUGCGGGGGUUGGCCCUCGGCCGGCGCCAGGCUCCCCUCUGCGGGGCUCCCGUGUUGAGCCGCGCUGGCUGAGAGGCAGCGGGCGAUGGAGGAGGAAGAGGAGCAAGCCUCGGCUGCCGAGACCCAGGAGGGGGCCAGCGCCAGCACCGGCGGCGUCCCCGAAAGUUUCGCCAGGCUCUGGACGGAUGUCAUGGGGAUCUUGGAUGGGUCACUGGGCAAUAUUGAUGAUCUGGCUCAACAGUAUGCAGAUUACUAUAAUACCUGUUUUACUGAUGUAUGUGAAAGGAUGGAAGAACUGCGUAAACGAAGGGUAUCUCAAGACCUUGAUAUGGAGAAAUCUGAUGCCAGCUCCACAUCCCUACAGCUGCAAUCCCAGAUUGAAGAAUCCCUUGGCUUUAGCAGUGUAGCAUCCACACCAGAAAUAGAAAGAAAGUUCUCUCUCCAUAAAUCAAGUUCUGAAGAAAGUGCAGUUGGUAAAGUAGAUUGGAAAAAGAAGAAUAAAUACUUCUGGCAAAACUUUCGAAAGAAUCAGAAGGGACUAAUGAGACAGUCUUCAAAAGGGGAAGAUGUUGGUUAUGUGGCAAGUGAAAUCACAAUGAGUGACGAGGAGCGGAUCCAGUUAAUGAUGAUGGUCAAGGAGAAGAUGAUUACUAUUGAGGAAGCUCUUGCAAGGCUGAAGGAAUAUGAAACUCAACAUCGGCAAUCAGGAAACUUGGAUGCAUCUGAAUGGUCUGAAAGUCCUUAUCCGACAUUUGAUGUUUCUUCCAAUUGCAAUUCAAGAGAGCAAUCCGAUGAUGAAUCAGAGGAAUCAGUGAAGUUUAAGAGACUGCAUAAGUUGGUCAACUCAACUCGCCGAGUGAGAAAGAAAUUAAUUCGAGUGGAAGAAAUUAAAAAGCCCAGCACUGAAGGUGUGGAUGAUCACUCCUUUGAUACUCCCACAGGACCAGAUGGUCGACCUGCACUUUACUCUGGAAUUCACAAGAAACCAUUCAUUUUGGAUAAUUCCUGUGAAAAACAGCCAGAUAAUGAAAGUGAUUCACUGACCUUAUCUCCAUCAUCCAGCUACCUGGACACUUGGGGUACAAACAGGAAAUUGCUGAAGACCUUCAGUAAAUCUGAUAGUCGUGGCCUUAUAAAACCGCCCAAAAAGCUUGGGACAUUCUUUUCUUAUCCAGAAGAGGAUAAAAUACCCAAAGUUUGUCGUUCUUUAACGGAUGGAGAAAUGAAGAACCUUGGCUCUCUCAGUCAUGGGAGAACCUGCAGCUUUGGUGGCUUUGAUUUGGCAAAUCGCUCACUGCACAUUGGAAACAGUUCAGAUCAAAUUGGAAAGGAUGGUGAUUUUGUCUACAAAGAGGUGAUCAAAUCCCCUUCGACUUCCCGCAUAUCCCUUGGUAAGAAGGUGAAAUCUGUAAAAGAAACCAUGAAGAAAAGAAUGUCUAAAAAAUACAGCAGCAGCAACUUGUCAGAGCAGGAACCCAAUCUGGAUGUAAGGCCAGAGUCUCUUCAGGCACCACAGCCAGAUACCGAUACUUUGGAUAAACCAAAGUUAAAAGCUGGUGGUUCAGUAGAAAGUUUGCGGAGUUCCCUCAGUGGCCAAAGUUCAAUGAGUGGGCAGACGGUAAGCACAACUGACUCUUCGACUAGCAAUAGAGAAAGUGUCAAGUCUGAAGAUGGUGAUGAGGAAGAACUUGCAUACCGAGGGCCUUUCUGCGGUCGUGCCCGGGUUCACACUGACUUUACCCCCAGUCCUUAUGAUACAGAUUCUCUUAAACUCAAGAAGGGUGAUAUUAUUGAUAUAAUUAGCAAGCCUCCCAUGGGUACUUGGAUGGGACUUCUGAACAAUAAAGUUGGUACUUUCAAAUUCAUCUAUGUGGAUGUGUUAAAUGAAGAAGAAGAAAAACCUAAAAGGCCCACAAGAAGGCGCCGAAAAGGAAGAUUACAGCAGCCCAAAUCUGUUGAGGAUCUCCUUGAUCGUAUCAAUUUAAAGGAGCACAUGCCAACCUUUCUGUUCAAUGGCUAUGAAGACUUAGACACCUUCAAGCUCCUGGAGGAGGAAGAUUUGGAUGAACUCAACAUUCGAGAUCCAGAGCACCGAGCUGUUCUCUUGACAGCAGUGGAGCUUCUGCAGGAAUAUGACAGUAACAGUGACCAGUCGGGCUCUCAGGAGAAGCUCCUUGUAGAUGGCCAAGACCUUAGUGGAUGUUCUCCCCGGGAUUCAGGCUGCUACGAAAGCAGUGAAAACCUGGAAAACGCUAAAAUACGACAGCCUUGUCUCCUGCCCUCAAAAUUAGCCAGUGGAUAUCAUUUUAAGGAUUUCCACCGAAACCCACUGGCGAAUUUUCCAAAUCUACCCUUAAUUAAAUCAACGGAAGCUUAUCAGCAAGAAAAGAAAAUCCAGGUCAGCUGUGUGCAUCCAGUCUCCAAAAACCGUCUCAAGCUGCCAGCAGCUAUGGAUCUCAAGAAGAAAGGCAGAAGUUUGCCAGUUGGUGUGUGCCGAAGCUGGGAAGUUUUAGAAAGAGCCCCAAAUAUACUGAUGUGGCCAAGAUCCCAUUCUCUCGGAGACCUUCAUGGAAAUGUUGGCACUGGUAGUAUAAAAUCAGCGGAGACAUCACCUGUGGAUUCAUCAAAAAAAUCAGCUGAGUCUGAAGGUGGUGGGCAGAUGAUAAAACUGUUGAUGGCUAAGCAAAGCAAAGAAGUUGUUGAUCCCCUUAAGGGGAAGAGAAAGGAAUUCCACUUGUCAGCAACCAUGCCUUCGACAAGAAUGUUCCCUCAGCAUUUGCCCGAGAACUGUGAUGCUCGGACAUCUUCCCUGUCAUAUGGUAUGACCUGGACUCCUUUUGAAAGUUGUAAAAAAAGCACCCAUGAUCUUGGAAGAGCUAAUACUUCUAUCUCCAAAGAAAAUGUGGAAACUGAUCAGAAGGACAUGAGUGAAGCAAAAAUGCAACCCAAAGCGUCUUCACAGCCACCGCCAGUCCCUGCAAAAAAAAACAGAGAACGCAUUUCUAACGGACACUGUCAUCUCCCCUCAACUCUUUCUUGUUCAGAUGUACCUUCUUUGCCAGCAAAAAAAGUUACACUACAGGGUUCCUCCAGUUCCCAUGAACUGACUGCAUGCAGAACAUUUCCUGAUCAGGAACCCAAAAGUCCUUCCAGCAUAAGGCCCCCUUGGUUGUCUGACCUUCCAGAAACGGCUAGUGUCCAGCAACAUGUGUUAAAACUAGACCCUUCUUCAGUAAGGAAGAUAUCCUGUAAUAGAGGACUGGAUCUUGAAAUGUUGAUAGAAAAUAAGCUGCAGUCUGAAGAUAUUGAUCUUACAGAGGAGCCCUAUUCUGAUAAGCAUGGCCGGUGUGGGAUUCCUGAACCUUUGGUGCAAAGAUAUGCUGAAGACUUAGAUCAGCCUGAAAAGGAUGUUGCUACAAACCUGGACCAAGUACGAGUGAAGCAGCUGAGAAAGCAGCACCGCAUGGCGAUUCCAAGUGGUGGCCUCACUGAAAUUUGCCGAAAACCUGUAUCGCCUGGAAAUAUCUCUUCUAUAACUGAUUGGCUAGUUUCUGUUGGCCUUCCAAUGUACUCAGUCUCUCUCAGAGCUGCAGGAAUCAAUGACUUAAGUAAAGUGCCUUCUCUGUCACAAACGUCACUUCAUGAGGCUGGCAUCACUGAAGAGAGGCAUAUAAGCAAGCUUUUAGCAGCAGCGAGACUUCUGAACCCAGAAACAAUUUAACUCAUUCUGGAAUAUAGUAUUUUUUUUUCUGUUGGAAAACCUAUCAUUUCUUUAAAAGCAAUUUCAUCAUUAAUUGCUCUCGAAAAAGCUUUGGGAACAGGCAAACCUGGUCCUGGAGAAGACUGGAGUUCUUUGCGGUUUCAUCCCUCUUCAUAUAAAACUGUAGUAUCAGCUGUCCACAACAGGGAAGUGGUAUGACCCUAGUUUUUCCUCAAAGAAAAGGCACAAGCAAUAGUUUUCGUUUGCUAAGGACUCUUAGCCUUGCUUUUGGCAUUACAAAAAAGGGGAUCAUUCUACAUUCUUGAAAAUUCAACAACAAACAUCUUCAGUUUUUGGGGAAAGGGGUUAGCAAAUUGUAGAUCUCUAGAUACUUUGGUUCUAUUAAAAGGCUAAAGCAUAGCUAACUGAUCAUUAAAUAUUUUUAAUUCAAAUUUAUAUAUCCUAUACUGAGGGAAUAUGUAAUCCCAACAAACAUAUUAAAGAUUAGAUCUGUUUCUAACAGAGGUUCCUUUCACAUCCUUUCCAUUUCAGCAAUUUAUAUAAAAAUAUAUUAAUAAAGCACUGCCUUCCCAAUAUAGUUUCCUAGAAGGUGGAACUGGAGGUCAGAGUGGAGGAACACAGCUUUCGAAUUUCCCCAUAAACAGAAGAUGAGUCAUGGACCAACAGAUGAGGGCCAC